Molecule: messenger RNA, 1876 nt
Organism: Monodelphis domestica (gray short-tailed opossum)
Lineage: Eukaryota; Metazoa; Chordata; Mammalia; Didelphimorphia; Didelphidae
Source: RefSeq, a predicted model, not a curated record
AUGGCUUCCUUUCUGGUGAUGGUCAGCAUACUUCUACUCAUUCAGCAUGCAGAGCUAAUAACUGUGUUCGGAGAGAUUCAGAACCAUGUAUUUUGUAUUUUACUUAACUUUGUCUCCAUCUUUGAUGUUUCAGUGGCUAUUGACGAAUUAAGGGCUCACCCUUACUCUGAUGUUACCUUGCCUUGUCAUUUCUCCUUUGUGAAAGGCACAGACAAGCUUGAAUUUACCUGGGAAAGAGAAGACAUCAGAGAGGAAUUUGAGGUAGAAGAUGACAAGGAUUAUUUCCAGUUUUUCAGGUUCUAUGAUUUUUUUGAGGUUUUCUCAAAAGUGGUUUACCAGUUUAGAAAUAACAUGGAGCAACUAGAGGAGCAGAACUCCAUGUAUGAGAAAAGAGUUUCUGUGAAUCGGGCAGAAAUUUCUGAGGGAAUCCUGUCCCUCUUAUUAAAAAAUGUGAAUUUCCAGGAUCAAGCUAUCUACAAGUGCAUGGCUGUCUCGCCAAUUGGAAGGGGUGAAAGCAAAAUUAAGCUAAUCGUAGAAGAUUCUGAAGAGCCCCAGGUGGAAUUCAAGCAAAUCGAUGAUGAAACUGUGGCCACCUGCGUCUCCACAGGCUGGUACUACCUGCCAAAUGUGACUUGGCUGGACAGAGGAGAGAGGGAUUUGUCCAAUUACAGCACUGUGGAGAUCUAUGAGGAACAGAUGAAUGGUGCCCAUAGAGUGUUUUCUGUCUUGAAAUACCCUGUCAAACUCAAUGAGAAAUACGUUUGUCGCAUAAUAGAGACAGAUGUGAAUUUUCAACCGUUUAGGACAAUCCGCAAGUAUCCCAGAAGAAAGUUUCAUCGAAUGUAUGAUUACUAUUAGCAACCUGAAGAAAGCUCACGGAGGAUCUUCACCCUUUCCUUCUGGCAGUCAACCUAGUUCCCUUUUCCCAGAGGCAACAUCUUUUUCAGUACCAACAUGACUCUCCAGCCUUCUAUUCCUUCUUAUCAGCUGCCUUCCCACACUCAAGAAAUCUCUGCUCCAGUCUCCUGAUCAAUUGCUGUCUAUUCCAACCAUUUUUUAAGAGGCACCUUAUCAAUAGUUCAUGUUAUACUCCAAGAACUUCUCUUUGUCCGCCAUCUUGUACCCUUCUCUUAGCCCCUGCCUCUACAUUCCAAUUCUCCUUUAUAUAUUGUCUUCCUCCUUUAGAAUGUAAGCUCCUUAAGGAUAGAAACUGUCUUGCUUACUUGUAUUUGUAGGAGUGCUUAGUACAGUGCCUGGCACAUACUAAGUGCUUAAUAAAUGCUUUGUUUAUUUAUCUGUUUUCCAACUAUGGAAUUGCUAGAUGUUGCAGUGGAUAUAGUGCCAGUCAUGGAGUCAGGAAGAUUCAUCUUCCUGAAUUCAAAUCCAUUCUCAGACACUUACUAAUUGUGUGACUAAGGGCAAGUCACUUCACCUUGUUGGCUUCAGUUUCUUUAUCUAUAAAAUGUACUAUAGAAAGAAAUGGCAAAUCACUCCAAUAUCUUUGCCAAGAAAAUCCCAAAUGGAGUCUCAAAGAGUUGGUCAUGACUGUGAACAACUUUACCUACCUAUCAAUCAAUGUAAUCCUACUUAAUCUUUCCAUAUUUUACCUGUUUGUCAUGCAAAGAAGUAAAUUGGCAACAGGUAUAGUCUUCAGAUUAUUGGAUACAACCAUUUGGUGCCUAUUGGGGAUCUCUGUCCCUGUAUUUAGUGAUGAGAUACACCUUUGUGUUCUUACAAAUGUAAUUCCCUAAGUCCAUGAUGGCUAACCUAUGACACAUGUGUCAGCACUGACAUGCAUAGCCAUUUUUGAUGAUAUGCGGGCUUGGCUAGGGGAGCUGCAUGCUUGCAGCCAUGGCUGUUGCCAUGCCCCAGCUCA